CAAACCCAUCAUGUCGAUACCACGAGCGACAUACGAUCCUCGUAGAGUAUUCCGAUUCUCCUUACCUUCUUUCGAAGUUGGACCGAGGGUUCGACAAGUCGGCACUUAUCUUUCCGGAGGGUUGUUCGCACUAUCCUUCUUCCUCUUAUUAGACGCUUCUACACUUUCAUCUCAUGCUAAACCUCCUCCAGACGCACCAUACGAUGUCGUACCUGUUCAUAUGAGUUUUGUAGAUUGGAUACCUGCUAUAUGUUCCACACUGGGUUUUCUAGUCGUGUCUCUACUCGACAAAACUCACCUCAACUCUGCUCUCUCAGGGGAUGCAUGGUCUAGUGACGGUCCUGCUGCGUGGAGAGCUAGAGUGGUGUUGUUUGUCGGUGUAGCUUUGAUGGCAGGUGGAUUGGCGGGGUCAUUGACCGUGUUAAUCCUGAAAUACAUCGUUCCCGAUUUCACUGGUUACACGUAUUACGGCUGGGCCAACGUGGGUAUGAACGGUGGUAUCAUGUUGAGCGCUGUGAUAUUGUGGAUCUCUCAGAGUGGGAGUGAUGAGUAUGAGUAUCAGUUGACAGUGUGAGGUGAUGGGGUAUGCAUGUGAUAAAUUGUAGUAGAUUAGCUGUAAUUUAGCUAUAUAGCUAGAUGGCUACUUGGUAAGAUGGUGUCGUGGUG
Messenger RNA from Tremella mesenterica DSM 1558, 666 nucleotides. RefSeq lists its product as uncharacterized. Gene Ontology annotation, biological process: protein targeting to vacuole; late endosome to vacuole transport via multivesicular body sorting pathway. Lineage: Eukaryota; Fungi; Basidiomycota; Tremellomycetes; Tremellales; Tremellaceae. The record is from RefSeq and is a predicted model, not a curated record. The transcript has 5 exons. The coding region runs from base 11 to 574 and encodes 187 amino acids. Gene Ontology annotation, cellular component: fungal-type vacuole membrane; Vps55/Vps68 complex.